CUUCAAAAUAACAUAUGCAGGAAACCUACGAUAAAAUACGUUCCAACCGCGACUUGUUUUGUUAGGAUUUAAAAAAUAUAAUUACGACUACCUUUAUGCCUUUGUUAAAGCAGAAAGGGAGAAUUUGAAGGAGGUGUGGUUGUUGUUUCUAGAAAAUCGGAAGACCACGAAGAGACCCGCUCCUUUGUACGUUAUAGCUUUUGUGUUGUUCAAUACAAUUAAAGAUGAAAAUUAUUAUAAUUGAAGGUGUACCUGGCUGUUAUAUUAUUGGGAACUUUUAACAUAUGUCACCGGUAUGAUUGAAACGAAAGAAGCAUUUAUUAACGACACCGUCUGCUGUGUUUGGUUUUAAUUAGUGUAAUUAUAUCAUAUGUGGUAAUUACCUCAUGUUAAGGUGCACGUUAAUGUUUAUGGACAACACAGGGCGACCUACGUGUUUGAGGGUCGGUGUUCCAUCUCCUCCGUCGUUAAUUAUUUCAUUUGAUCACAGCUUUGCAUCGUUAAUUGGUUUUUCCCUAUUUUACAGAAAAGGGGGAAAUGACUUUUAAUUAACAACAAUUCGGUCAAUGAACUUUCUUCAGCCUUCUCCACACUUCAUUUGGACUUUAUACCAAACAUUCUACUGGUGAGUAGAAAAUAUAUCUACGUUAUGUCUGUUCCACACUUGUAAACAAAGAUCUGUGAUGUCUGAGACAAGGAACUUUUUAAGAAUUCCUCAAGAAUUCAUAUGGAGAACGUUGAUCAGUUGGACAUUUCAAACACAACUGUUUUUAAGAACGGAGAUGCAGUUGAAGAGACAGAGAGAGAUGAGGAAGCUGAAGACAAAAGUGUUGGUGAAUUUCGCUGUGAGAUUUGUAGGAAGAAAUUCUCUUCAGAAGAUGAAGUCUUCUCGCAUGAAGAAAUACACAAGAAGAAGAAACGGUUCCGUUGUGAAAUCUGUGGGAAAUCAUUUAGUGCUAAAGCUUAUCUUUUGAUUCACAAACGUAGUCAUACAGGAGAAAAACCAAUCCAUGGGAAAUGUUUUGUUUCCAACGGAGAUUUAAAAAGACACAAAAGGAUGCACUCGGGCGCAAAACCUUACAGCUGUGAAGUAUGUGGGAAAAUUUUCAGUCAAAAUUCUAAUCUUGUUGUUCAUAAACGGAGUCACACAGGAGAAAAACCAUUCGAGUGUGAAAUUUGUGGGAAAUCUUUUGUUUCCAACGGAGAUUUAAAAAGACACAGAAAAAUCCACACGGGGGAAAAACCGUUCCACUGUGAAGUAUGUGGGAAAACUUUCAGUCAAAAUUCAAAUCUUGUUGUUCAUAAACGGAGUCACACAGGAGAAAAACCAUUCGAGUGUGAAAUAUGUGAUAAAUCUUUUGUUUCUAGUACUGUCCUAACAACACACAGGCGAAUACAUACGGGUGAGAAACCUUAUCAUUGUGGGAUGUGUAUGAAAUCGUUCACCGAUCAUUCCAGUCUUGUAUUCCACGAACGACAACACACGGGGGAGAAGCCUUAUCCUUGUGAGAUAUGUGGGACCCUGUUUAUGUGUAGCAGUGACUUAACAAAACACAUAAGAGUUCACACGGGAGAAAAGCUUUUCCACUGUGGAAUAUGCGGAAAAUCUUUUACUCAUAAUUCUAGCCUGGUUAGCCACAAACGAAGUCACAUCACAGGUCGGAAAAGCUUGUUGUGAAAUGCACUGGAAGUCUUUUGUCUAUUGUAAUAACUCAUCAUCGUCAUUUAACGUCGCUUUUUCUAUGCUGGCAUGGGUUGGAUGGUUUGACAAGCGGCGAGCUGGCAGAGUGGUUAGCACGCCGGGCAAAAUGCUUAGCGGUAUUUCGU
Messenger RNA from Octopus sinensis (East Asian common octopus), 1827 nucleotides. RefSeq names its product gastrula zinc finger protein XlCGF17.1-like. Gene Ontology annotation, biological process: regulation of DNA-templated transcription. Lineage: Eukaryota; Metazoa; Mollusca; Cephalopoda; Octopoda; Octopodidae. Gene Ontology annotation, molecular function: DNA-binding transcription factor activity, RNA polymerase II-specific; RNA polymerase II cis-regulatory region sequence-specific DNA binding. The coding region runs from base 728 to 1678 and encodes 316 amino acids. The transcript has 2 exons. The record is from RefSeq and is a predicted model, not a curated record.